Molecule: messenger RNA, 1789 nt
Organism: Phaeodactylum tricornutum CCAP 1055/1
Lineage: Eukaryota; Bacillariophyta; Bacillariophyceae; Surirellales; Neidiaceae
Exons: 1
Coding region: 3-1739 (578 amino acids)
Molecular function (GO): protein binding
Source: RefSeq, a predicted model, not a curated record
CAAUGCGUCGUCGUUCGACUCCUUUGCGGUGCCUUCCUUACCUUCUGGUAGCCCUACUCGUUCUGACUUCUAUCGCGUUGGCGUUAGUUGAUGAUACCAACACACAAAGAGAUUCGGUCGAGUCCAAACAACGCGUCAGUGAGAAAAAAGUGGACCACGCUCCAGUUUGUGACACCAAACAGCCAGUGCCCGACGAAUGCGGCCUUGUAUUGGCCCCAUCCUCCUUACCGAACGCAGGAUGGGGGAUUUUCUCUCUUCGUGAUCGCAUUCGGGGGACGCCGCUGCUUGCUGGAGACGUCGUUAUUCAGCUCACGGACCCGAAUGUCACACACGCCCAAAACAUUCACCGAAUGCUCCACGACUAUUUGUGGUCAGCCGAGGAGACGGGCGGAUUUUAUGAAGGCCGCGUCGUUGUUUCGUUACUACCUGGACCUGGAAUGCUCGCGAACGGACUUGAUGGGAACCGGCACAAUGUAAUACCCUUUGUUCCAGCCGUUGAUGAGGGUGGAUGCACGCGCUUGGAUUCCCCCGGAGCCGGAGCCUUUACGCACUAUCACAACUACACUUUCUUUGUCCAGAAGCCUAUUGCUGCAGGAAACGAAGUUUUUAUCGAUUACAGUGCCGAUUGGCUAAAGGAGCGCAAACAGAAUUUUGUCCAGCCGGAAACAACUGUCGAUUUGCGCCGCGACCUGGAUUGGCUACGCGACCACGGGAAAUGUCUCGAUAAUCUCAAGGGGGGACGCUCCCCAAUUCCGCACGCAGGGAGGGGAGCAUUUGCAGCUCGUCCACUGACAAAGGGAAGUAUCGUGGCACCGGUACCGGUCCUACCUAUUGCUAAGCGUGAAGCAAUGGACAUGACGAGCACCAAAACAUACAACAACGUCAUCGCCAAAAAACAACUACUUCUCAAUUACUGCUUAGGACACCCAAAGUCAUCUCUUUUGUUUUUGCCAUACGGUCCAAUGGUAAACCUUGUCAAUCACGGGGGAAAGAAGGCCAAUGUUAAACUGCAAUGGUCGUCGUCACAGUUGCUAAUCAACAGCAAAAACCAAAGCGAAAUGACCUUGGAAGACGUUUGGGCGAUGGAACAGUCAGGUUUAUUGCUUGAACUCAUCGCAAUUCGUGACAUUGCGUCAGACGAAGAAGUGUUGAUGGAUUACGGAGAUGCUUGGGCGGAGGCGUGGGCAGAGCAUUUGCUUUCGUGGAAGCCAUUACCGGGUUCCGAGACCUACGCACCGUCUUACGUUCAAGACGACGCAAUCAAAAGCUUGCGUCUGGAUUCGGAGCUGAAGUUACACCCGUACCCAAACAAUGUACUGACAUCCUGCCUCUAUCGCUAUACUGGCAACGUCGGGAAAUUGGAGGCGCCCACAGCAACCAGUAAAACCGACGUCGUAGCAACGGUACAGUGGAACAUGACUAAAGGAUUAUUCCAGCCGAUUAACUUGAGGCCGUGCAGAGUAUUAGAGCGUCGCCACGACAAGAGAAAAGGAACUCUUUUUACAGUACAAAUUCACAAUCGGUUUGGGCUACCAGAAUCGCAGCGCAUACCAAAGGGUAUCGUGCAUGUAGUGACGGAUUUGCCUCGCAGGGCAAUUCGGUUUUCGGACAAGAUAUUUACGACGGACCAGCAUCUAGAAAAUGCCUUUCGACACGAAAUUGGAAUUCCCGAAGAAAUCUUCCCACUCAAGUGGAUGGACUUUGCAAAGGAGGAUAAAAGCGUCCUUCCCGAGUUUUGAAAAGGUGUAGGUGGUUAAGGCGCCGUAUGUAUGAAUGGCACUACAGGGAU